GACAGGACAGGACAGGACAGGACAGGACCUGCACUAAUCAAACUCAAACCCAAACGUCCACCCCCGCCCCCCCUCGUCACUGCUCUCCAGAGGACUUAAAAACCACAGGGCAACUUUUCAACACUCCUCCACCGACACCUCCCUCCAGUCGUGGCACGAAGCAGCGUCUGUCGACACCGGGACUCCUCCGUCCUCCAUGAGAGAAGGAGCGCAGCAGCGGACCUGGGGAAACGGGAUGUCAGCCUCCGUGUUGUCGGCCUUCUACGACAUGGACGUCUUCUACAAGCAGCAGGACCGAAGUCUGAACAUGAACGCCCUGCACAUUAACAACCUGCUGGACAAGAAGGCGGUGGGAGCUCCGCUCUCCACACCGGGCUCCGGCUCCUUCGCGCCGGGUUUCUUCCGCCGCAACUCGACCAGCAACGUGGAGGCGACGAACAACGGCAACAAAUACUCCAUGGCCUCGUACGGCAACUUGAAGGAAAACAGUCCGAGCAGCAACGUGUGCAGCAGCAACUUGUGCAGCAGCAGCAGCACGGCCCUCAUGAACAAGGAGAAUAAGUUCCGCGACCGAGCCUUCAGUGAGGGCGGGGAGCGCGGCGUCCUGCAGCCCAAGGCCGGUUCUCAGAUCAACUCCACCCGCUACAAGACGGAGCUGUGCCGGCCCUUCGAGGAGAACGGCUCGUGCAAGUACGGAGAGAAGUGUCAGUUCGCUCACGGCUACCACGAGCUCAGGAGUUUGUCCCGCCACCCCAAGUACAAAACCGAGCCGUGCCGCACCUUCCACACCAUCGGCUUCUGUCCUUACGGCCCCCGCUGUCACUUUAUCCACAACGCCGACGAGCGCCGGCCCGCUCCGGCCGCCAACGCUAACGUGCAGCAGGCAGCAGAGCCGAGAUCCGCCCGGGAGAUGUGCGGCUACGGCCAGAGGGAGGCGCUGCCUCCGCAGCAGCUGAGCUUCACCCACAGGGACAGACCAAAGCUCCACCACAGCCUCAGCUUCUCCGGCUUCUCCUCCCACCACGGACUCGAGUCCCCGCUGCUCGACAGCCCCACGUCCCGCACCCCGCCUCCCCCCACCACGGCCUCCUCCUGCUGCACCUCCACCUCCAGCUUCUACGACGAGGUGCUGUCUCCGAACAUCAACGGCGCCUUCUCCUUCCCCGGACAGGACUUGAAAGCCUUGCUGGCCCCGUUGGCCGUGCACACCGCCGGCGGCUACGUCAACAACCACUCCACCGGUGCAUACUACGGGAACCUGCAGAGCAGCGUGUGCCCCCCCUCUCCUCCCGCCUUCAACAUGAGCCACUUGCAGGCGCUGCGCCGCCUCAGCGAGUCGCCGGUGUUCGAGCCCCCUCCCAGCCCGCCAGACUCGCUCUCUGACCGGGAGAGCUAUGCGAGCGGGUCCCUCAGCUCCUCGGGGAGUCUCAGCGGCUCCGAGUCCCCGAGUCUGGACGCGGGAAGACGUUUGCCAAUCUUCAGCAGGCUGUCGAUUUCUGACGACUGAUGUGUGUGUGUGUGUGUUUAUUCUUCCAAACCUAUUUAUGGACCGGUCAGAGGGGAGUGAAUGAAGCUAGACUGUCGGACCCCCCUCCCCCCAUAAACUCCCCCCGGCCAGCAGCAGCAGCAGCCUCCACCUCUGCUGAAGUGCCUUUAAGCAAAGACAUUGAUUCCUUACCAGCUCCAGUGGUGCUGCCCCUGCUCUGACCUCCCUGGUGGGGGGGCAGGAGCAGCGGACCUCCACCUGCCGUUAGUUGGUUCACUUUGUUUCCUCUCUGUUUGUACCGUAGCUGUAGAGAGACUGUACCAGCAAACAGAAGGCAUUCCACUAGUGCCUUGCCCAAGGGCUCCUGGCAGCCCACUCUCCCUAUUUUUUUGCUCUGUCAGGCAAGACACACUUUUCCUGGGAUUAGGUGUGUGUGUGUGUGUGUGUUUUCGUGCGUCUUCGUGCGUGUGUGUGAACAUGCCUAGUCUCGGAGUUACGUGUUUUUUCUUUCUUCUUUUUUUCCUUUCUAUUUUUUAAAAGCUUCAACUUCCAUUCCAGACCUGUUUUCUCCCAGCGCCACCCAGUGGUUGGUUAGGUUAGUCUAGUUCGUUGCUUGGUCAAAAAGCACUCUUGAGUUUGGGUUUGUUGGGGAAAUCACUGCUGAUGGUUGAAUAUAUAUUUUUUUAGCUGUUUUUGAGUGAUUGUCAUAGCAGCGCAGCGCUGUCUGUGGACUAUUUAACUUAUUUAUUAUCUUGUGAAAAAAAAAGUCAAAGUAUAGGCUACAUCGGUAAUUUGUGUCCAUACUGUAUUUAUCAAGUAUGAUGAAGCAUAGAUCUAUAUUCUUUUAUGUUUAAAUUAUGAUGGCCAUUAUUAAUCUGCAUAAAGUGGAGUGUAUGUUCUUUUCACAGUAAUAUAUAUUGUUUUUUUUUUCUCCUUUUUUUUGUAACUUCACUCGUUUUUUUUUUAUUGUAAAUGAGUAAAAAAAAAUCUUAAUUUAAGAGAACGUAUGUGAUAUUUAUUUCAUUAAUUUUCUUUGUUUACGUUGAUUCAAAGUCUGCGUGGAUGAAGCUGGCGUUCCCUCCGGAGGUCGUCAGUGCUGUAGAAGGUUUUUCUUUUCUUUUUUUUUUAGAUUUUCUCCCCGUCUAGAUGUCUGUGUAGAAUGUAUAAACAGUGGUUGUACACACCG
Messenger RNA from Cynoglossus semilaevis (tongue sole), 2672 nucleotides. RefSeq names its product zinc finger protein 36, C3H type-like 2 (gene zfp36l2). NCBI's taxonomy places the organism in Eukaryota, Metazoa, Chordata, Actinopteri, Pleuronectiformes, Cynoglossidae. Gene Ontology annotation, molecular function: metal ion binding; mRNA binding. The transcript has 3 exons. The record is from RefSeq and is a predicted model, not a curated record. Bases 197 to 1507 code for a protein of 436 amino acids.